ACGCCACAGGUGUAGCGGGAAGGGGAUUAUCACCAGACCAUGACGAGCAGGCGGGGUCUGGUCGUCACCUACCCAUGGCUGCCUGCUGUGUGCGAGAGAGAGGGGUGGGGAGGGAGCAUACCUACGCUUGUGAGCGAGUGCGUGUGUGUGCGUCUCUCUCUAACGGGCGCGAAUCAAGGGCGAGGACAAGGGAGGCAAUCCUUGUAUUGAGGCCCAUAACAAGGGGAGGGAAGGAGGCCGGGCUGUACUUGCAAGGGGGCGGGCACUUGGGGCGCAACACGCCGGCGAUGGAAUGUAGCGGGCGGGUCAAGCUGCCAAGUAGCAGACGAUCUCAAUUUUACGGCCGGCGCAGUCGUGUGUAACCCCCCAUCCCACUCUCCCCCCCACCAACAGCCGGGAGGUCACUCAAACAUGCUGAGUCUUCAAGAGAAUCCUCCCGACCAGCCCCAAGGCUGGCUCACCUUAGCUCUACUAACGAGAGGUUAUCUAAUAAGAAAAUUAGCCACACGGAAACCAGUCCCCGUCUGGGGCGAGGCGCGAGUCCACAAAGAGUUGAUUUAUAGCUCGCUACGGUCACGUGACGCGCUCAAGCCAAUGGGAUUGCAGGAACCGCCGCUGCCGGCGUCUUUGAGGCCCGAAAUCCAAUUAUUUGUGUGUGUAAAUGCGCUUGAAGGCGAUUACUUCCCCGCCCCGGCCCACCCUCCGGAAUAACAAGCCAUAAUCAGUGCUAUUAUGCGUGUCAACAAACUCGUCUUAAGAAGCAUAUGGACAGAAAGGAUUUAAUUUCCUUUUAAACCCCGCCGCCUAUUGACUGUAAUUGGCUGGCGGUGAACUUCAAAGGGGUAAUAUGGGCACCCGAUUGGAGGGCGGCAGAUCUGAGGCCCCAAGACGUGCGUUAAGUGCAGGAGCCUAUUCAAAGACGAAACUGUAGAAAUUACAGAGCGAGGCUCGAGAAGGGGGAAGUCGGUCGACGAAAUACACACAGGAGCGAGCUAGAGGGAAAGGAGGAAGGAAGGAAGACUGUAGCGCUUAGUGCAGUAGAUGCGCGCGAGGGGUGUCCGUGUCAUGAACUGCUCAGCCCAACCCGACUUCCACUGCCGGGUACAUUUCGAGCUCUUCUGGCUUGCCGGGUACCCAGUCUCAGCUCUCACCCUAAGGUGAGCAAAGAGGAAGAGAGACGUUGCUUGUCAACCGAAUGAGAGCCUUGCAGAUGAAAGUUCUUCGAGGUUGAGGUUCUUGGAUUUUUUGGAACUCUGACUGGUGCGUACUCCCCUCUCCCUCCAUAACGACUCUUUUUCUGAGAAGACUGUGUGGGAGACUCAGGGUGGCUCUUAUUUCCACUGUGCGGUGGGAUUUUGUUGUUGUUUAUUCCUUCAUCAAACCUCUCGACCGCAGGAUCUCGUCUCAUCGCCUGGAAUUCUGGCUUCAGGGGGUCUCACGUUGUAACGAGUGGUGUCCCUCCGGGACAUCGGCUACCGUGCUCAGCGUCUGAGCGCGUGCUUUGCGCGUGAAACAUUUAGACGGACAGGCGGAGGGAUCCGCCCACUAGACACCUGACUUGUCUUUACCCGGCGAGCGGGCGACACCGACGGCUGGGGGGAGGGUAGGUGUGGGAUGCUGAAGCAUGAUCCACGAAAGCGCCCGGCGCACCAUCAGCAGCUCGAGUGACGAGAGGUCAUACACAGGUUCGAGUCCAUUCUUGCCGAGCGAACACCUUGACUGGUCAGUGAUGCGAAGCUGAGAGCAAAGUGUCUUGUGAAGGAAGCGACUUACCUGGAGAUUAAAAGCCCAUACCUGGUGGACAUGGCUGCGUGCACCGCACUGCCCCAGUACCAAGGUCUUCCCCAUCACAUGUCACAGAAUUUCAUGGCCGGUAAACAGAGGUUUCCAGUCAUCUGCACGUCGCCCACCCGUAUACCCGCCUUGACGGAAGCGAGAAGACCUCUUCCUACGUUCCUGCCUGUGUCUUCCGGGUGGACAGCCAGAAACCCGCAUCCAGCCUCGCUCGAACAUCCGCUAUCGGAAAUCAACCUAAACAAUGGCGCAUGCGUGACUCCCUCUCAACACGCCCUUCCGGUGGGCAUCAGCGCAGCAGGAGCGCCCACUAUCGGCAACCCUGGAGGCCACGGGAGGUCACCCCCGACUGCCCUGGAGUACGAAAUGUACCAGGCUCGUCUCCUGCAGCAGAACCUGCUGGCCGCCGGUAGGGCCCUCCUGCCCCACUCCCCCCUCAGCGUGGGAGUGCAGACCCAGCAUCCAGCCCCCGGCCUCCCAUCCCCCACGGGACCUCGCCACCCGAAUCCGAUCUCCCCGCACGUGCAGCAGUCAAAGCAGUUGUCCCCACCACCGGCCACCGAAGCGGAGGUGUCAUGGUGGAGCGUCCACUCCCCCGUGGGGGCCAGCCUGUCUCCGGACGGCCUGCAGAUGCAUCCCCAUCACCAUCAUCCCCACCACCACCAUCACCACCACCACCCAUCUCCCCAUCUCCUCUUCCCACCCACGUCUGCCACUGCUGUGCGCGCGCACCCAAGACUUCCGGGGCAUGCAGGUCACCAAGGCACUCCUAGCGCAGCGGAGCUUCGCCUGGCGCAGCUCUUCCCGGGGUUCAAACCUCCUCCGAUGGCGCCCACCAGACGCUGCCGUCGCUGCCGCUGCCCCAACUGUCAGAAUGCCAGCGCCGGCGGAAGCGGAAGUCCUGGCAAACGGAAGCAGCAUGUCUGCCACGUCAGCGGCUGCGGCAAGGUGUACGGCAAGACAUCUCACCUGAAAGCCCAUCUGCGCUGGCACGCCGGCGAGCGGCCCUUCGUCUGCAACUGGCUCUUCUGUGGCAAGAGCUUCACGCGCUCGGACGAGCUGCAGCGCCACCUACGCACGCACACGGGGGAGAAGCGGUUUGCCUGCACGGAGUGCGGCAAGAGGUUCAUGCGCUCGGACCAUCUGUCCAAGCACAUCAAAACCCACGAAGGCCGCGGCAAGGCCGCAGUCAGGACCAAAUCUCCGGGUCCCUCCCACCUGGCGGAGGUGGACGACGAACGGGAGGGAUCCUCUGGGCGGGGAUUUCCUGCUGCCGCCACCGAUUUCUGCGACGACGAUGACGAAGAUGAUGAUAUCGAUGUCGAUGGCGAUGUCGAGUCGGACGUCUCGGACACCAUCGACCUCGAAGGCCUUGACGAGAACGAGGCAGAAGUUCGUUGAUUCCGGGACAUCACCGGUGAUGUUGCACAACCCAAGCUACUUUGAAAAAAAAAAGGGUGUGAUAUACAAUCAUGUUUAAGGUUGAAGCAAAUGUUUGUGUGGUCGCAGAUGUUGCUGAACAUACCCAUCAUCCACUUGAAAGAAACUUGUGUCUCAUGUUUGGUUUUGAUUAUAAGGUUGAAGUGAAGGAGAUGUGGUUGCAGAUGUUGAUGAAUAGACUCAGCUACUACUUGAGGGAUACUUGUGUCUCAUGUUUAAUUUGAUUAACAUGUUAAAGCAAAGCUUUGUGGUAGCAGAUGUCGCUGAACAAGCCAACUAUUUGAAAAGAAAGUGCGUCUCGUAUUAUCUUAUGAUUACAAAUGCAGGUGUUCUUUGUCACAGGAGUAACACGACUAAGAAGUGAAGAAGUGGAAGAAGUGAUGCUAUUUUUUUUCAGGAUAUUAAAUUCCAAGUUACCAAUAAUUCGACUACAUUUUUGAUGUUUUAGACAAGCCUCUUUAGCAAAGAAUAUCACCAGCUUCUGGCAUAACCUUUGACCUAAACUAAAACCUCGUCACAAGUCUUUCUUGUCGUGUUAAGCGCAACUCACGAAUUUGUGGGGGGAAAAAAAUGGAAGAACAUUUCGCAGGAGUGUUUUGCAGAACAAACCGUGACAAAAGUCAAAGGAACAUGUACAUAACUCAUCUUCUAUCUCGAAGUCUGUGAUACAGAGCCCCGGUCAUUGAUAACAAGAUGUCGUCGGUGUCGCUUCCCGACAAGUUGCUGUUGCUCGUCACCCUGUCACGUGUUCCAUUAUCAGGGCGCCAAGAGAGAAAUUCGUCCCAUGCAGGACCCCAGUGUCAAAAAAGAACAGAUUAAAAGCUCAAAAAUGAGAAUAAUAAAUAAAAGAGUGCAGAAAAUUAUUGAAUGAAAAUAUAGUUUGAAUAUAGAAUUUUCAGAAGUCAUACACAAUGAAUGGAUGAUAAUACAAUAUCAUAGAGUUUUGUGACUACAUUAGUGAUUAAAAACUCCUUGUCACAAGCUGUGGGGACCCUGUAAAAGAUGGAUUUCACUCUGUCCCAGAAACUUUGCUGAGAAUUGGGGCCUUAACCUGUCCAGUAAGUGAAAUUGCACAAACAGUGCAAAUAUCUUCAUCGAGCACACAGGGAAAUCAUUUUCUUCAUUAUUUUUAUUGUGUGGAGACGCAAUAGUUUAUUGAAAUAUAGUUUGUUAAUUAUUUUAAAGUUAAUGAAUUUAUAUCCUUGCCAAGAAUCUUUUAUUCUUUCAGUUAAUGUUAUAAACUUAUAAAGUAUACGCUUCAUUGCAUGUUAUGCGAGGUAUAUAUUUUUAGUGUGUGUGUGCGUGUGUGCGUGUGUGCGCGUGCGUUAGUUGAUGUCCACAUAAACAUAUGUAUGCUUAUAAAAUCCUCUCAGGUCUUCCUGGCUCAGGGGUAAAUAAAAAUAAAUAAUACAAUUAAGUGGAAAUGUUAAUUAAGAUUUGUUAUCUAACAUUUCGAAUGAGAAACAGAUUGAUCAUUAUUCGAUGAAAAAUUACACGAAUUUUUUUCCAGGUAAAGAAACAGUUCAUGACCGCAACAUUAGCAUAUCUGAUUUUUUAGAAUCGGUGAAUUUUUUUUGUUACACAUUCGUAUUGUUUUCUGAGAUGGAGAUCGAGCGCGAAUAAAAUAAGGCUUGUUUUCCCGAAGUCAAGGGUAAAUUAUCAAAUUUUAUUGCUGUUUUCCGAGAACACAAAGUUUGUUACCAUCCUGUUUACAUUCUUGUGGUGUGUAAGUAUAAUACAUUCAUUUAAAGAUCUGUCUCAGUAAUUCGUGCGACAGGCAUUAACAUCAGAUUAAAAUAUUAAACAGAUAUGACGGUUCGUUUUCAUACUUUAUCACCUGUUCACUAUAGAUUGCUGGAAACAUACUAGAAACCAACUCUAGAUAGUAUUUCGUUAAUUAUUGAUGGCUGCGUUGGUGAAUGAACAACGAAGGUUGGAGAAAAAGAAUUUCAAAGAAAAAAAAAAUGCGAUCCGUUUGAGUUAGUGUUAUUGAUGUGAACUCAGCUCACGCAGCGCUGCUUCUAUGUUUCUGAGAAAAAAACUCUCGGAACUUGCAGACUUAUAGAGUUUUGUUUUAUGGAAAGAAAAGUACCUAGUGAAAUAUUAAUCCCACACUCAGUUUGCAUUUCUCAAUGCCCUCAAAAUGAUUGCUUGGUAACGAGCGCGAGAAAGGCUGUGCAUAGUCAUGCAUGUCCAAGUGUCGGAAAAUCAUUUUUGUUAAAUUUUAUCACUGACAAUUACCUGUAUCACUAUUCAUUUAUUUCAUGACUGCGUUAGCAAAAAUUGAACAAUACAAAAUAUCGGCCACUGACCUCAUAUAUAUAUAUUCAUUGAUGUAAAGAACCAGCCAAUUCAGAAAACCUAAUGACAAGACGCAAGUUGUUCUGAAUUUUUUUUAAAAAGGUGAUUGUUGAAAUAAAAUGGUUUGUAUACAGCGAUGAUUCAGUUCAGUGUUGAUUUUAUUUAAUAUUAAACCAGUGUUUAGUAGAAGAGAGAUGACUUGGCAUGCAUGCUCAGUGCGGGUACAGCGCCUACGAGCUUGUCGUCAACCGAGUUGAAGAGAAGAGAGACGACGAGGGCAAGGACAGAUCUUCAAGUCCGUCCAAAGAAUGGCGGCGACCAAAGGUCCCGUGGCAGAUGAGCGCGCGCUGCCAACAGCGCAUGAAAUAACCCCAGCGGCAGGCGACCUCCUCGUCUUCAGAUCCGCUUGAUGUAGGAUCAUGGCAAAAAGGAUCAGCAGCCAAGCAGGAAACGCAGCUUACUGAUUGGACAGUUGAGACACGUGAUGUGAAUAUGUGCUCCGCGGUAACUGAAAACCCUGGGCGUGAUUCGUUCUUUUUUGUCGGGGAAAACGAGAAAUACAUCCGAUUUUAUUCAUUUAUAUGUGUGUGUGUAUGAUUGAGGAAUACAUUCGAUUUUACUCAUGUGUGUGUGUGAGCGCGUGCACGAGAGAGAAACAAAAAAAAAAAAAAAAGAAGAAGGAGAUGUGGAAGGGGAGAUGAAAGAAAAAGGAUCGAUUAGACAGGCGAUCAGUAGGAUAGAACAAGAGAGGGUUUUUUUUUUUCGUAAAGAGUUCACAUCAAAUCGGAGGACUUGCCAAACUAUGGCCGCAUCUGUCAAGGAAUAUGAUGCUCAUUUACAUUUCAACGGAUUCUCUUCGCAUCGACGGACAUGUUCCAUGUGACGUCACUUAAUAUGUUCGUUCGCCCACAACACACUCACUCCCACGCACGCACACACUCACGCACACAAACUUUUACGAACUUGGGGGCCUUGUUUAAAGCCUGGAGUGCAUCAAGCACUCACCACCUUCCUCACUUGAUUAAAUUCUCAGAAAACGCGCAGAUGUUGCCGCUUGCUGUAAGAUGCAGCCUCAGAUGUGUGCACGCCAAGCCUGACGACAUCGGAAAGGCGGGGGGAUGGGUCUAGGGGAGGGGAUGAGGCCAGCAGUUGCGAGUCUUGGAGGAAGGAGGCGGGGGUAGGGCGGUGUGGUGCCUUGAAGUCAGGGCAAGUCGAGGGCCGGUGCGUAACCGCCGACAUCAAAGGGGGGCCGGGCAGGGCCUUGAGGUGCACGGGCCCACGUGCAGCACGGCAGCCGCGGGACACGCGCACUGGUUGCCUUGGUGACGGCGUGAGGCGGCUGCACGUGCAAUACAUCCCUUCUGCGCUCCUGUGUUUUCGUUGCUGUCCUGGUUGCCAUAACGAACCUCGUGAAAGUGUGUCCACACAGCUUGUCUUUAUUAUUUUUGUGCGCAUUUCGAGAGGAGAGGUAUGUCUGAUGGGGGUGGGGAGGGAGCGUGUGAAGGAUGGAGGAGCAGGAAAGGCACCUGGAAGCUUGUAAGGGAAGUAAGUGAUUGCAGGACGUGUUGGUGCAGUCCAUUAUGAUGAUGUCACGAUGGCCGUUAGGAGGUGUCACCGCAGACACUACAAGACACUACAAGACUUGUUCAAGAACAACUUCUCUGUUUGUGAUCCUUCAGACUUCUUCAUCCCCCUCUGAACACCCGUACCACCCUCUGAACACCCCUACCACCCUCUGAACACCCCUACCAUCCUCUGAACACCCCUACCAUCCUCUGAAAGUAGAAGGUCGGUGAGGUCUUAACGAUCUUAGGCUGCACACGUGGUCUCGGGUUUGUCACAGACCACAAAAUAUCACUAAGGGCGAUGACCUGGUUACGAAUCCUACUAUUCCCUCAAUACUUAUGGCAUCUACACGAUACAACUAUUGUUGCAAUGCACCAUAUGCAGUGCACAUAUGUAGCACAUGUGUGGUCUUCGGAAGUGUGAAAGACAUAAAAGUAGGGAAGAAAAGAAAGUAAGGCCUUGGUGCCGGUGAGAUCAAGUAAAACUCUCAAGUUAUGAAACACUUCACAACCGACAUUUGGACGAAUGUGUUUUAAUUUGAAAUAUAUAUACUUACAUUCACAUCAUUUAACACACUCUUAGAACUUACAUUCUUUUUUGUCAUGAAAUUAUUUACAAAAUAUCAUUAUUUUUACACCCGAAAAGGAGCCACCUUCGUACAUGUUUAUAUUGCUGCAAUUUGUCAGGGUUUGUUGCAUGCUUUACUUCGGAUUGUUUAAAGAACAUGGUAAAAUUUGAGGUUAUCUAUGAUAUUCAACGG
This is a messenger RNA of Pomacea canaliculata, 7861 nucleotides long. RefSeq names its product transcription factor Sp5-like. Gene Ontology annotation, molecular function: DNA-binding transcription factor activity, RNA polymerase II-specific; RNA polymerase II cis-regulatory region sequence-specific DNA binding. NCBI's taxonomy places the organism in Eukaryota, Metazoa, Mollusca, Gastropoda, Architaenioglossa, Ampullariidae. The coding region runs from base 1804 to 3195 and encodes 463 amino acids. The record is from RefSeq and is a predicted model, not a curated record. Gene Ontology annotation, biological process: regulation of transcription by RNA polymerase II. The transcript has 2 exons.